Messenger RNA from Pangasianodon hypophthalmus (striped catfish), 8432 nucleotides. RefSeq lists its product as uncharacterized. The transcript is spliced from 23 exons. The coding region runs from base 2578 to 6366 and encodes 1262 amino acids. The record is from RefSeq and is a predicted model, not a curated record. Lineage: Eukaryota; Metazoa; Chordata; Actinopteri; Siluriformes; Pangasiidae.
AUUAUUAUUAUUAAUAUUAUUAUUAUUUCCACUCAUUUGUUUUAAAAGUUAAAACUGUCACAAAUGAGCUGGUUCUUCUCCAGGGUCAUUAAAAGGCUACAACAACUUCAGGAAACAUGGCUACGGGUUGCGCUUUUAUAGAUUAUACACAGAGGAACAAGAAGAUUAAAACACAUUAUAACAGACAGUGGUCAUGUGCCAGGGAGAAGUGCAAACUCGCCUCAUUAGCAUCAGUAACAGCUCUCUAUCAGAGAGUAACAGGCCGAGAGCGCGUUCUGUCAGGGAGAGAAGGUGUACCCCAGUGAGAUAGCGCCCCCAGUUGGUGGAUGAGGUUAAAAAAAGCCUUCUUUAUUGCCCCUGGGCUUCUCAAAAUGGGGUCCAGGGAUGUGUGCAGUCAGGUAGUCACUGAAUCUAUUACCCUUUUAAUGGCAUGAUUAGACUGAGGAACUACUAGGCCUAUUAUUAAUAUAGUUCAUAUAGGUAGGAUAUUAAUGAAUUAUUAUAGUCUACUUACAAGCCUAAUUGACUCGUCAUUCCAUUGUUCAACUAUUCAAGCAUAAACAAUGACCUCUACAGUUUUAAUAAAGUUAGGAAGUUUUCUUUUUACAUAUAAUACAAAAUACUACAAAUCCUAAACCUAAACUUCAGGAAUAAAAAGCAAAUGGCUACAAUAAAUAAAUAUGUUGGUAUUUCAUUCAUAUUGAGGGUUGUGUUGGAUCCAGAGAAUAUCCCUGGAACAACUGACAUGAGGUGUGGACACAUCCUGACUGGGACAGCAGUCCAUUAUUGCCUAAAUGUAUUGAAUAAUUGUUUUUUUGCUCUGCUUAUAAUGCAUGUAAUUGUUUUUUUUGUUGUUGUUGUUUUUUUAAUACACUCAAAGUGGUACCUGACUACCAAAACAACUGAGAAGCUACAGGCUGUAAGGCUGACAUUUUUACUUUUAUAUAUCUCCUCAACGAGUCACAUUUAGUCUGACUUAAUCUGUACUUGACAUGGCAUUUACGAAGAUUACACCACCAUGGGGUGUGUUUAACCAGAAAUAGAAGAGUUGGAUCAAGAGGUCAUAAACACUGUCUUAUAGUAAAAGUCAUUCCUGAUUUUACACACAGUACAUGAAAAUUCAUUAAUCCAAGGAGAUUUUACCAGUGAUAAUGGCUGUCUGCAAUCUAUAUAUAGUGGCAUGCAGUGCCAAAUAGCAUGGUGACUGCACUUACAAACUAGCCAUAAAAUCAUUAUUGUGCAUACUGGUUUCGAAUAAUUACUCUGUGAUCAGACAGAUGAGAACACACAACUCCACACACAUAACAUCCGCUAAUCAUCUCAGCAAGCUUGGAAAUAGUUCUGCUUAGUUAUUUUUAAGUAUGAGCUCAUAUUGCUAUAAAAUAAUUGACUGUGUUUAUACACAGCAAGAGGAAAUGCGAAAGCCAACACGAAUGUUGUGGCUUGCAGGCAUCCUCAGCAGGGAGGAGAGAUUCUCUCUCAGCAGUACACUGUGAGAUUCCUGAUCACUUUUCCAACAUCUUGUCAUGAAACCACCAGUCUAAGACAGCAAUGUGAAAUAAUCACUCAGAAUUUAUAUUAAUAAACAGUUGAUCAUAAGAUUCUAAGAUUUAACUGUCAUGAAAUAUGUUGAAAGUUCACUCAAACAAGCUGUGUUCAGAGCCUAGUGAAGUGGAUGUGAAGGAAUUGUUCAGGAUUGUCUAUAUUAUAUGAUGUAAUAUAUGUAUAUGAGUUGAUAUAUGUAACUCUUGUCAUUUCUAAUUCAAUUACAAAUUAAACAUUCUGUGUAUUUUUAUGGAAUUGUUUUAACACAGAACAUAAAAUAUGUACAUAAUCAAGUAAUAUAACAAAACUGUCUAACAACUGGAUUUUUCAGUAAUAUGACCAAUGCGGAUCAAUCAUUUCAGUUCUGUUCAAUUUUAUUAGCAUUUUCCAAGAACACUAAAAAGUACAGUUCAUUAUAUGGAAAGUAUUCAGAUUAAGUUCUUCUGGCACACUUCCCUUUUAAGUAAAUCGCCCAUGGCCCUGUGUCUGCCUCCUCUCUGCUUUUAUGGGGAUAUAUUACACUAACUGUCAGAGGGAGGUGCAGCAUGUGGAGGAAGAAACUAAAAAGUGAGAAAACUACACCAAUCAAAAACCCUAAUUGGGGGUGCCCAUCUGGACCAUCUGACAGGAAGUGAAGCAGAGUUGUGGGAAAUCCAGUCCUCAAAAUAAGCACAGGCCAUUCUCUUCCCUUUUGUUUGAAAUUCAGGCUGGGUACAAGCAGGGUAGCCCAAAAUAGCAGCCCAAACCAGGAGGUAAUCUCUUGGUUCCAAGGCAACAUGAAAACAGUCCUGUCUUAAGGAGCUUUGGAGAGCCUAGCAACGGCAAACAGAGGCAAUCAAAUGGAGUCAGACAUGACUGUGCUGCAGUGUGAAAGCAGCGAUUCCCAUUCACUGAUACUCAACAGAAGGCUUCAGAAUAUAUUCCCAGAAUGCUAAAGAGACAGUUGCUCAGGAGAACAGUGCAGCAACAUAAACUCAGGUUAUGAACUCUGAUUUUUGAAAGGACGCUGAGAAAAGAACCAUCAGCUUCAACAUGAAAGAGCUUGUCCUAUCACUCCUGAGUCGAGGAUAUAGUCAUGUGGUCCAGACGGAUGGCAAAAGAAAAUAUAGAAGACUGGAAGUCUGUUUCGAACCAGAGGACUACUUCAUCUGGAAAUCCCAGCCUCCUCUGCUUCGCUUAUCCAGCAGUGGACGGCUGCUUAGUGGGGUGGAGCCCACACCCCCUAAAACCUACAGCACUAGGAGAGGGCCGCUUAUUCUAUACUCAGAAGAUUUUGCCUUAUCAUCCUCCCAACCUGACAAGGUCAACAGGAAGGAGCGGGCUUUCAGGGCGUCUAGAGAGGAAGCGGAGUUUGAAUUCUACUCUAUUCGAGAUCUGACUGAAGCUGCUUUAGCAUAUUGUAAAAAGCAGGCCAAGGUGGAAUGUCAUAGAAGCAUUACUCAGCCUAUGUUGCCAGACCCCAAACCUAGCACUAAGUACUUACAGUCACACCAGAGGCCCGGAGACGAGCGCAGCUAUCUGACCCAGACUACUGGUGAAGAAGAUGAUGAGGAACGUGCUUUCUUCAAACAUCAGGGUAACUCUGUAUACCCCAAACCAGAACAGGUGCGAUAUCAUCCCCGCUUCCUCUGUUCACCACGGCCUAAUCGUCCUCCGCCGGGUCCUCUCCCGCUCCUAACCCCAAGUCCAGCACUCAGACGUGGUGAGGACAGGCCUCAUAUGGCAACAGGAGAGCCAGCAACCUCUAAGCCAACAGGAGCCGAGGAGCGCUCUAUAACCAGAGACAGAAAGACGAGUUUCAGAACAGAGGUAGUGACACCCAAAGCUCAGAUGAGCCCAAUUCCUGAAUUUGAUGCUUGGGAGGAAAACACAGAACAGUCUGAGGAUCACAAUGUGUACAUGGUUGCAGAGCAUUUGACUGGCUACCCAAAGGACUUAAACGGUCAAUGGAAAGAGAAUGCAAUAGAGACAGGUGGUGAGGAAGGUGGACACGCUCCAAGACCAGCUUAUACGAACCUCUCUUUGGGUUGCAGUCACCUUUCAAAAGUCCCCAAUGACAGAAGACAAGCAGAGGGGGGCUGGCAUCCAAGUCCUGUGAAACGGGGUGACCUUCAUCUACCCCCCAUAAAGCAAGCACUCCCUGCAGACGAAGACAGCAAGGACCAUGGGCUCAAAGCUGGGAACACAAGUCAAGAAAACCACAAGGAGCCAGUACCACGACUGCCAGAUAUACACCAGCCCGAAGUCAGAACCGAGGCUGCUGCUCCCAAACCCCCAGAGAGAACUGUACUUAAGAAAGUACUUGUGCUGCUCCCUUUACCAGUGGAACAAGAUGGUCUUUGUGGCCUUCCUGAGGAAAAGGAAGAAAUUGAGGAUGUCCUGGGUAGUGAUGUGGAACAGAAAGUGGAGUCGAAUAGGAAAGAAGAGAACAGGCCCAUUGAACACGGGCGCAGGCUAAAAGCAGCACAACAAGACACCCUCAUCGGGUUUGAACCUGAGGAGGACAGAGAACAUCAGACUGCCAUGGGUCCACUGCCUCCGUUUGUAGGUCGUAGAGGUCUCGGAAAGCAGUGCUCUAUGGCAAUCUACAGACAAGACCCGCGUGACCCUGCAGAUCCGUCAGAGCCUCAGCCUGGCAUUAUCAGAGGCAGCCUUCCUCUGGAGCUGAGGGAGUGUCAGAAAGACGGAGUACUGGGCACCUUAAUAAUGGGUCCUGCUGGGGAAAUCAUAUGCUUGUCUUUCUGGGAUCCCUUAACUGACACGGAGGACCACCCAGCUCUGGAGGAUGCCAUGAGAGAACAUGUUGUCAGGGUUAUGACCUCUGAAGGUGUUCUGGAGGAGUCAUCGAUCAUCUUGGACCAACUAGAAGAGCAAGCUACACAAACAGGAGGACUGAAUGACAGAGAAGUGGAGGCUAAGCGAGGUCACAAGAAACAGUCCAGCACUAAGCGAGAGGCUUAUUUCCCUGAGCAAAGAGUAGAAAAGACAAACAACUGUACAGAAAGUCAGCUCUACAGCAGAGGGGAAGAUAUCACGCAACAGACAGGAGGAAGGGCACAGAGGCCACAGCCUAAAGCAAGAGGGAGACCUGGGUCACCACCUAAACCUGUGUCUGCUAGCAGCACUCAAAACACAGCUCUUUCCACCCCCUCAGCUGCGGAUGAACAUAUUGAUAAAACAAACCCCCAAAGUCAGACGGAGUCAUUUAAAAAUACUGUCAAGUCCAGAAAAUCGGGUAAAUUAGACAACGCAGAUGACCCCCACAUAAGGAAUGUGAAGAAGCAAAAGUUUGAUCAGCAUGCCAACAGAGUCACAGAUAUUAAUUACGCAGAAAAGAAGACUGUAGAAACAAACAUGGACAAUGUGGACACAGAGUCACAAGACACCAGUUUUAGUGAAGAAACAGCUUCUGGUCCAAUACAAAAGAAAAGCAAAAAGGCAGGUGGUGAGAAAGCAAAGUCCACAAAGCCACAAAACACAGCGGAAAAACUAAAAAAGAAGUCCAAAGGUCAAGCAGCAUUUGUUGUGGGUAAACCGAGGCAGUCGCAUGAAGUACUGCAAAUUGAAAAGAGGAAAUAUAGUUCAGGGAAACAUGAGAAGACAGUAUCCAACACAGUGGUGAAUGAGUCAGAGGACAAAUCAGCAGACGAUUAUUCCUGUGGUUCUUCUGAAUAUACUAUGGAUGACAUGGAAAGCAGCCAGGCCUCAACUGUCCAAAAGAACCGUGAAGCUGGACACAGUCCGGAUAUUGAUCAGGAUUACAUCCAUCAUGAGAAGUGUGUAGCAGGACACAGACCGGAGAGUGAUCAGGUUGCUAAAGAUGGUGGAACUGGAGACAUUGAUCGGGUCUCUGAUCUCCAAGACAGCGAUGAUGUAUCUGCAGUUCUCUCCAGAUCACACAGCUCUGCCAAGUCGUCCUCUACAAGCACCUGGAGCAUUCGGAGAACCAGUGUAUCAUCAAAUACUAGCAUAUGUAGCCCAGUACAACUUCCUCAUCUCUUCCCACGCUGCGGUGUCCCAGCACACCAUCCUGCAUCCAACCCUGCCAAGUCUGAAUCAGCUGCUGAUGCUAAGGGCAGUGAAGAAGUCAUCAACCCGAGGGAAAGCAGAGUGGCAGCAGCACAGGCCGCAAAGUCCGAACGUCGCCGACUGGAGGUGGAGAGGAAGAGGAAGGAGAAAGAAGAGGAGAAAGAAGAGGAGAGAAAGAGACAGGAGGAUAAAAAGCAGACAGAAGAGAGAAUGCGGCUGGAGCUGGAGGAGGAUCAGAGACAGAGGGCACAGCAGGCCAGGUUGAGAAAGAUUAACGAAGAAGAGGAGAGACAGAGACAGGCUGAGAGAGAGAAGGAAGGACAGAGGAGUGAGCAGGCUGAGAUGGAGAGGGAGAGGAGGAGGCAAGAAGAAACAAGGAACAAGAAGAGAUAUCUAGAACGACUUCAGAAAGAGAGGCACGAAGACGAGAUGAGAAGAGCAGCCGAGUUAAAGCGUCAGCAUGAGGAGGAGGAGGCUCGUAAGGAGGAGGAGUAUAGGAGAUUGCAGGAGAUGGAUGAGAGCGAAAGACUAGAGUACUUACGCAGACGGCGAGAGGAAGAAGAGGAGAGGAGGAAGGCAGUGGAGGAGAGAAGACGAGCAGAGGAGGAAGCAGCCAUGUGGGAUGAAGAGUUUAAUAGGCAGAGGGCAGCACUGGAGCAAACUCUCCAGUUCCACAGAGGACUUUCUGUUGAGACAGAGGGUCUGAAACAGAAGCAGAACAUCUCUCGGCCCUGGGUCUUCUCCUACUUCAGUCGGCUGAGCUUAGCAGAUUGUAACACGUCUGAGGAGUAAAAUAAAGUUAAUCACAUCCAUAUAUUCUGCUGAAAUUUAAAACUCCUCAUUCUUAUAUCACUCUUGGCAUUGCACUCGACCCGAGAGAUGUUCCACAUGACCAGAUUGACCUUCUAGUUAUUUUUGUGUUCCAGCCCAAAAAUGGAAACUAAACUGAAUGAAGGACAGUAAUCAACUAUAGUUUCCAGGAAUAUGUAAUAGCUUUUUUACACUUCAUGUUUUGAGGGUUUUAAAAAUGUCACUAGUCACUAGUUGGAGUGUUAAUAGAUUAAACAGUCUGGUUAUGUUAGCUUAUCUGGUGCUUCUCUUUGGGCUGUUAAGUAUUAUUUCAUUUGAAUAAUAGAACAGGUCAGGAUAAUAGUAUUGAUAGCGUGCCCUUAGACCCUUGGUUCUCAGGACCUCUUACACCAGGAUCCCCAGAGGCCCAUAAAGCCUAGCCAGGGGGUCAUCCAUUUUCUAAUUUAGCUACAGUGAUGGAAAUCAUAACCCACCAUUAAUAUAAAUAAUGUUAGCUGGAAUUUUAUUUAAAAAAAAAAAUAAUAAUAAUAAAAAAAAAAAGAAGAAGAAGGAUUCUGUGAGUGGAAAGUUCGUACCUCUGGCUCCUAUAAAUAGCCAAAAUAUUACUGCAUACCUCUAAAUAAUAUGCCAAUUUUUUUUAAAUGGUUUGUUGAUUAAAAAAAAUGUUUCUUGAGUGGGCAUGAUAUUUUAAAAUGUGUUUAUGUUUAUAAAAUGUGUUUAUGUAGUGAAUGUGGUCCCUGAUUGAGAACCCCUACCAUAGACAACUUGGAUAAUUUGUAAAAUGCAACAAUUUGUGUGGAAACUUUUCCUGUUCCUAUUUAGUUACCGUAUGUUACAGAAUUCUUUUUUAAAGACAUUUGUUAAAGAAAUUAACUGCAUGAUACACAUACAGCACCAGUUCAGGUACAUCCAAAAAGCUUUAUCUUUCCUACUUUCCACAUUUUACAAUGUAGCAAAAUGUCGUCUGCAGUUAACCGAGUUCUCUUACACGCAAACAAUAUCUGACCAUUUUCACAGUUCUGUGAUCAAAAAUGUCAUCUCUAUUAAAGGAAAACCUCGACAUGUUAAUAUCAUGUCAUUUUUUAAUGUCUUACUUUUGCUGAAAGUAUCUUUUUUGUCGCUGUCCUCAUCUUUAAUAAUUAAAAGGAAAUGCUUGAAGGCCUGGCAUGGUUCUUUAGUUAUGGUAGACCAACUGGCUAUGGAAUGCCAAUCCAGUCUUGAACAUUUACUACAAACAUGGCAGAGCUAGCAUAACUAAAACCCCUCCCCAAAACAUGCUAGGAGUUAGAUUGGCUAUUCUAAAUUGCCCAUAGGUGUGAAUGGAGGGCACCUUUCACCCACAAUGGACCCAUCCAGGGUGAAUUCCUGUUUUACUGCCAGUGUUCUAGAGAUAGGUUUCAGUUCCACCGCAACCCUGAGCAGGAUAAAGAGGUUAUUGAAAGUGAGUAUUCAUUUAAAUAUGACUGGUUCUAUAAUGCUGUGGAGAACUAUUCACUCUGUUGCUGUGUUUGCGAAUAGGAUACGGAAAACUGUAUAGGAAAUAGGAUUCAUGAUUCAACUAAACGAAUUUGUACUCUGCACGGUUUACUCGUCAUUCCGUAAUAGUUCAGCCAUACUCCAGCAGAAACACUUUGUGCACUCGAUCUUCUCUUCUAUGUUUCCAAACAUGACUACUGACUCCUGAAAACCUGGUUCUGUAAAAUGAAUACUAUAAGGUUUUAGAGAGAUCUUUUCCAUGUUGGAUUGGUCCACAUUCUGCACUGAUAUUGUCCAUCCAUCUUCCAGUAAGAUGUGUGAGAGCUCCCUCAGUUCCUCUGGCCUCCACAGUGGAAAUGCUAAUGACCCGAGCCAUGCUAUGUGGAGGGUACGGACAGGGCUCCAGGUUCCACACAGGGGUUCAAGAACGCAUUGUGUGGCGUUAACCACAAGUUCAAGGACUCAAGCUCAACGAUUGCUGUGCGAGUGUGCCCUCUGCUGGACAUGUGCUGCAACUAGACAGGGAAAUCCAUAAUAUACACCACAACCAUCUAAUUCUGAAUAAAUGCAGU